This is a messenger RNA of Myxozyma melibiosi, 624 nucleotides long. Its product is annotated as ubiquitin-conjugating enzyme/RWD-like protein. NCBI's taxonomy places the organism in Eukaryota, Fungi, Ascomycota, Lipomycetes, Lipomycetales, Lipomycetaceae. The annotation marks the transcript as partial. The transcript has 3 exons. The record is from RefSeq and is a predicted model, not a curated record.
AGUCCUGCCAUCCGCCGGAUCCUGCGUGAGGCAAAAGAGUUGGCUGAGGCGGAUCCUGAUAUCUACGCUGCUCCGGCUGAGGAUGACCUGUUUGAAUGGCACUUUGUGAUCCGUGGUCCGCCUUCGAGUGUGUACGAGCACGGGCUGUACCAUGGCCGGAUUAACCUGCCGAGCAACUACCCCAUGUCACCGCCUAGUUUCCGGUUCCUGCACGACAGCGGCAGGUUCGAAGUCAACCGCGAGAUCUGUCUGUCGAUCAGCAACUUCCAUGUCGAGGAGUGGCAGCCUGCGUGGGGUAUUCGUAUGGCGCUGGUAGCGCUGCGCUCGUUCAUGCUCACGUCGGCGGAUGGGGCGGUGGGGAGUAUAGACGGCGUGCCGGACGAGACGCGGCGGAAGAUUGCGGAGAGGAGUCGGUCGUUUGUGUGUCCAAAGUGCAGGGUGAGGAAUGAUUGCCUGUUGGCUGAUAAAAGUUCGUCCACGUCGACGACGCCGGCGGCGGCACCUGGAGCGGAGGGUACGAAUAUCAACGACAGCCAUAGCGCGCAAAAGACGAUGGUGGCGAGCAGUACUACACCGAAUCAGACUACAACCACACCAACUCAUACCACAACCACAUCUCAGCCU